Penicillium samsonianum is the source of this 1608-nucleotide messenger RNA. Its product is annotated as aminotransferase-like domain-containing protein. The record is from RefSeq and is a predicted model, not a curated record. Gene Ontology annotation, biological process: L-tyrosine biosynthetic process; aromatic amino acid catabolic process. The transcript is spliced from 3 exons. The coding region runs from base 1 to 1608 and encodes 535 amino acids. NCBI's taxonomy places the organism in Eukaryota, Fungi, Ascomycota, Eurotiomycetes, Eurotiales, Aspergillaceae. Gene Ontology annotation, molecular function: L-2-aminoadipate:2-oxoglutarate transaminase activity; aromatic-amino-acid:2-oxoglutarate transaminase activity; pyridoxal phosphate binding.
AUGUCCAGCCAACAAACAUCUACCAAAGUUGACCAACCCCCGAAUCUUCAACCCGAGCGCCAAGCGGUUGAUCCCUCUCAAUGGGCUGUAGCAGCACCUUGCAGUAGCGAACAAUUCAAAACGAGAACGCACCAGAACAAGCCCUUUGCUCGACAAUGGAACCAUUAUUUGAGCUCGGAGUCUGCGAGUCGGACGGGAUCGACCCUUAAGAACGCCUUCAAACACCUGAAAAACCCCAACAUGAUCUCCUUGGGUGGCGGCCUCCCUCUUAGUGAUUACUUUCCGUUCGAGAGCCUAUCUUUGACCAUAUCUUUGCCCGAGAAACCGAAGUCCGAGAAAUCGCAGCCCGAGAACGGUGACUUGAAUGGUGCAAAUGCCCCCCUGCACGCUUCCAAAUGUGAUAUCAAUCAAGGCCGUAGUAUUUACGACUUGUCUGUGGCCUUGAAUUACAGCCAGGGAAGCGGUUCAGCCCAAUUUCUGCGUUGGAUCACUGAGCACACGGAGAUAGUACACGAUCCCCUCUACGCAGAUUGGCAGUGUACUAUGACGGUCGGGAACACAUCGGCCUUGGAUAUGGCUUUGCGAAUGUUUACUCAGCCUGGAGACUACGUUUUGUCGGACGAGUAUACCUUCGCGACCGCGAUGGAAACAGCAAAACCGAUGGGGGUCAAGUUCACAGGCGUGAAAAUGGACAAGGAAGGCAUGCGACCGGACAGCCUCCGGGAGACACUCGAGAAAUGGGAUCCGACGGCGCAUGCAAACAGCCGGAAACCUUUCUUACUAUACUUAAUCCCCACCGGCCAAAACCCGACGGGUUCGACUCAGAGCCUGGAACGUCGCCGAGAGAUUUACCGCAUAGCCCAAGAACAUGAUCUCAUCAUUCUGGAAGACGAUCCGUAUUACUUUCUGCAAAUGGAUUCUUUCUCACCGCAAGAAAGAGGAGAUCCGACGACAUGCGGUCCCCAGAAACCAUCAAACCUGCUCAAGUCAAUCGUACCGUCGUAUCUUUCAAUGGAUACCGAUGGGCGAGUGGUUCGCAUGGACUCCUUUAGCAAGGUAGUCAGCCCCGGGGUCCGGUUAGGAUGGCUCACUGCGCCCCAACAGGUGAUCGAGCAAUACAAGAACCACGCCGACGUUUCAACUCAAGGCCCUGGUGGUCUGAGUCAGCUGGCGCUGUUUAAACUACUAGACGAGCACUGGGGACACACUGGCUAUUUGGAAUGGCUCACACACAUUCGCAAGGAAUAUACAGAUCGACGGGACUUCAUGAUACAGGCUUGUGAGCGCUAUCUACCAAGAACCAUUACUAGUUGGGAGCCUGCUCAGGCUGGCAUGUUUCAAUGGCUCGCGGUAGAUUGGCGAAAACACCCCGACGCCAAGAUCAAGUCUGCUCUACAGAUCGAGGAGGAGAUCUGGCUUAAAGGCAUCUCAAAUGGAGCUCUCGUGGCCUGUGGAAGCUGGUUCCGUGCGACAGAAGACUCCUCUUGCAAUGAAGUCUUUUAUAGGGCAACCUUCGCAGCGGCUUCAUUGGAACAAAUUGAGGAGGCUGUGAUGCGCUUCGGGGAAGCUCUGAAAACAUGUUUCCAUCUGUCCGAUACAGUCGAAUGA